GUCAGAAGGAAACCUGGAGCUCGAACUAUAUCGUUGCCUUCUGUGCUGAUCGUAUUCCCAGUAUUCCUUUCUUUGUGUUGCGUCGGGUACCUGCAGAUUGAGUGACCACGCGGUACGAACUUGAUUUGGCUUGAUAGCAUGUACUUCGUCUACGUGCGAUACGUGUUUGAUAAGGUGACGAAAGUUACUACAUCGAACCAUGUCAAAGGCUUCAAGCCGAAAGACUGCAAUGACUUUAAGACUGGCGACGUAUACAGCGUAUACUGGGAGGGGGACAGCCAUACAGCAGGCGCCUACUACGAAGCAGAGAUCCUGCACAUGACAGAGUCGAAGGAGGAGAUGGACAAAUACAGAGAGGAGGCGCGAAGUCGGCAUGUCAGCAAAAGACAUUAUGAACCUUCAGCCGACUCUGCUGCUGACAAGGCCCACAAACCAAAAAAAAAUCGUCUCGUGGCCAAACAAGUGGCUGCAAGCAAGAUUCUCGAAGAGAUGUCGACGGAGAAGACAUCAGAGCUCCACAAUGAAAUAUCGGAGCUUAAAGAAGAAAAUCGAAGGCUUCGUUGUUUUAAUAUGAAGCUGCAAGAGGAGCUGCUGAACUGCCUGUCAGAAGCACGUAUGCAGGCCAGCAAUACCAUGUGCCAUUGUGGGAGGGGGCGAGAAAUGUCGCCACCAGGGACAAGGCGCGACUUCAUCCAGGCACCAAUUACUAGUGACCAUGGUGAAGAAGCUGCUGGGUCUGAGCAAGUUGCUCAGAGCGAACUACCAGUUUCAAGGCAGUUAUUUACAGAGGAGAAUCCUGAAGCAGCAUCCGAGGACAUUUCUAAGUCGACAGAAGCUGAUUCAGCAAGAUUGGAGCUACAACUUGCAGAGACAGUGCAGGACAAGGCCCUGCAACAAAGACCAAGUCCUGCUGUCUGUUCAGUAAUGGACAAUGGCAUGGUGCAUCUAUCAAACAAUGUAAACAUCACAAAGGAUGUUUAUGACAUGUUGAUGGCCAUGCCAAAAGAUUCACUUUUUGUGAAGCGGGCGGCCACUGCGAUUUGGUCAUCCGAAGUGCUGGCAAGGAGAAGUUUUUCUGGAAUGCUGUCCAACAGAUUCCUUUCUGAAGGUGGUGACAAAGCUCCACAGAAACCCCUGACACCACAGAAGGUUGAUGCCUUGAAAGGCAAGUGAUAUUCUUUUCAAUCUUCAGUAUUCCUGUGUUUGCAUAUUCUAAUUUGUUUGAGGCUGCCUGGUGAGCAAAUGUGGAGAGUCAAACAACAAAUCCGUGGACUUGUUAAUAAUGUCACGUUUCUCG
Dermacentor silvarum is the source of this 1297-nucleotide messenger RNA. RefSeq lists its product as uncharacterized. Bases 139 to 1173 code for a protein of 344 amino acids. Gene Ontology annotation, molecular function: DNA binding. The transcript is spliced from 7 exons. Gene Ontology annotation, biological process: negative regulation of DNA-templated transcription. The record is from RefSeq and is a predicted model, not a curated record. NCBI's taxonomy places the organism in Eukaryota, Metazoa, Arthropoda, Arachnida, Ixodida, Ixodidae.